Molecule: messenger RNA, 1038 nt
Organism: Trematosphaeria pertusa
Lineage: Eukaryota; Fungi; Ascomycota; Dothideomycetes; Pleosporales; Trematosphaeriaceae
Exons: 4
Coding region: 1-1038 (345 amino acids)
Source: RefSeq, a predicted model, not a curated record
AUGACUACCUUUUCAGCUUUGCGUGGAGUGGCGCUGUUUCUUUUCUAUCUUCCUCUGAACGCGGCGAGUCCCAGAAUCCAAGAGCAGCUUCUCAUUACCGCCCCUCCAAGUCCGCAAGCUACCCACUGCCCCCGCCACGACCUUCUGAGACGGCAAGCAAGCUGUCAGUAUGGCGAAUGCGGAACAGCCUGUCUCGCACAAGGCGCUUUCUGCUGCGGGCCUGCCGGCACUCUAGCUACCUCGCCCUUCUGGGUGUGCGACAACGGCGCAUGCAUCACAUCAGUUCGGGGAGCAACCGGUGUCGUCGACUGUUAUGACCCCGAGAACCCCUCUGGAACAACUCAAAGCUGCAUUGACGAGAGUGCAACCACCACGUGUAAAGCCACCGAUCGAUGCUACACAUGCACUUCCGAGCAGCCCUGGUGCCAGUGGGAAACCUAUAUCGCCUCCAACUCUCCUACACUUCGCUGGUUCUCCUGCGUUGAAACAAAAGGCGCAGACUUGACCUUCUUCGCGAACACCAUAACGGCGAAUCUACCCACAACCGGCCAGGGGCAUUCUAACAACAGUGCGUCUUCCUCAUCGACCUCUUCUACGUCUGCUCAGAAUGGUGCAGAGAACGACAGUGCCCUCUCCACGGGCGCCAUCAUCGGAAUAGCAGUUGGUGGCGGUAUUGCCCUGGUGGGCGGCUUAGCCAUCCUAGCAUUCUGCUGUCUCAAACGACGGAAGUCGCAUUCCCAAAAACCACAGGAACUUCCUCCGAACCCGAUACUCCCUCAGAUGUCCCAGCCACAUCCUAUGGAGCUGGACUCGCACGCCUACACGCGGAGCGAGUUGAACAGCACAACGGCGUACUCGCCGAGGAGUCAACCUUCUACGCCGUUUACGCCGGCGGACAGAUACGCCACGAGUGUGGAAGACAUCGACAUGUGGCGACGUGGCAUGACCACGACUCCGUCGGAUGGCCAGAGCAAAGAAGCGUACUAUGCGCGAACUCAGCCUCCGAGGGAGCUGCAUGAGGGUCGGAGAGAGGAAUGA